Messenger RNA from Scatophagus argus, 2301 nucleotides. RefSeq names its product nucleophosmin 1a (gene npm1a). The transcript is spliced from 11 exons. Gene Ontology annotation, molecular function: histone binding; RNA binding; chromatin binding. Gene Ontology annotation, biological process: regulation of centrosome duplication; chromatin remodeling; ribosomal large subunit biogenesis. NCBI's taxonomy places the organism in Eukaryota, Metazoa, Chordata, Actinopteri, Scatophagidae. The record is from RefSeq and is a predicted model, not a curated record. Bases 138 to 1034 code for a protein of 298 amino acids. Gene Ontology annotation, cellular component: cytoplasm; nucleolus; ribonucleoprotein complex.
UCGGCUUUUUCUUCAGCAUGAACCACAGAAGAAGAAGGAAGGAGGCGGAGUGUCACGUUAGUUAGUAGUUAGAAGUAGGAGUUGGUUUCUUUUCUACCGCAGACAAGCAGCAGGUUGUCAGCGUUUGUGUCUCCAAAAUGAACGGUUUAGACGAGGAACCAAUGGCACCACAGACUUUCCUUUACGGCUGCAUGCUGGAAGCUGGGAAGGAGGUGGUUUUCAAUCCUGAGGAAGAUGACUUUGAGCAUCAGCUGGAUUUGAGGAUGGCCUGUGUGGACCCCAGCACAAAAGAUGAACUUCACAUGGUGGAGGUGGAAGGACAAGACUCUGAGGGUCAGAAAAUCAAGGCCGCCCUGGUCUCACUUAAGCCGUCUACACUGCCAAGUGUGUGUCUCGGUGGUUUCACGAUCACACCCCCAGCAGUUUUUCGUCUGAAGGCCGGUUCUGGUCCAAUCCACAUCAGUGGACAACACCUUGUCAUGAUGGAGGCUGAUCAGUCUUUUGAUGAGGAUGAUGAUGACGAAGAUGAGGAAGAGGAAGAAGAUGUCAAAACAUCAAAGAAAAGACCUGCCUCCUCCCCUGCCGUCAAGUCUCAGAAAAAAAUGAAAAUGGACAUAGAGGCGGAGGAUGAUGAGGACGACGAUGAGGAUGAUGAUGAUGAUGAUGACGAGGAUGAUGAAGAGGAUGAUGAGGAUGAGGAAGAAGAGUCUCCUGUUAAGGCCAAGCCAAAACCAUCCAAACAGCAAACCCCUGCUCAGAAUGGCAAGAGUUCUAAGCCCAGCACUCCAGCCCAAAAGCAGGAAAAGACCCCUAAAGGUAAAGGUGACAAGGCUAAAACCCCACCAACUCCUAAAGCAACUUUAACACUUCCUGAGAUUAAAGCCAAGAUGAUGGAGUCAGUGAAAAAGGGAAUAACUUUACCUAAACUCCAGCCCAGGUUUGAAAACUUUGUGAAGCAUGGCUAUAAAGUCUCUGAGGCACAGGUUAUUGCUGAGCUGUGGAAGUGGAGACAGACAGUGAAGGAUGCUAAAUAACAGCCUCUGUAGUUUUAUUGCCUCUUUUAAUGACUUCAUACCCAUCACAACUCUCAAACCCUCUGAAGCCAAACUCUGUGCCUCACACUUCAUUAAUUCUAAGUCUAGUCCAGCUUUACCUGCCCUCCUGUACGAAGAGGCUAGAGACAUUUCAUUGUCCUUCCUCCUCCAUCCUUAAGGCAGGGAAAGUUUUUGGUUUGUUGAAUAAACCCUGGGAGAGCCAACUUAAAAAUUUGCAUCUUUGUAAAUGUGUAAAUGAAAUACUGGCCAGUUGGCACCUGCGUAUGGAGGAUAUCUUUGUGUUUUUAUACAUGUAUAAAGUGUAAAGGCUGAUUUGAUGUCAUGCACGAACGACAAAGUGCACCAGAUUAUUCCACACACUUGAAAGCACAUGCAAGACUAAGAACAAAACAGCUCAAGAAAUCUCACAUCUCCUUUCAACAGCCAAUAAAACAUGGGCUAAUGUUGACUACGGUCUAAUCUUCUGCCAGCUUUGGCAAACAUCUGCAGAAAUGGUCACAAUAUUGAUACUGACUGAGCAAUAUUGAUUUGUCUAGUAACAACAUGAACAUGAAAAUUUUGCACUUUUUGAAAUGCUUUGAAUGUUUUUACUGUUGUGAGAUUCCUAAGGUAAAGAUCCGUGACAACAAAUUGUCCACUUAGUUUAGGCUUGAAGCAUUGUAUCAAAAUUCAAAUUUUUGUUCGUAACUAUCCAAAUAAUUUUACCGUCCGGAAAUCAAUUUUGUAUUAAGCAUCAAGGUGCAUCAGCCUUUGAGCAGCACAAAUGAAGCAGCGUAUACAUUUCAGAUCGAGCUGUUUCACUUCUUUGUGUUAACAUUGACUGCUAAUAGCAAAGAGCCCACUUGUUACAUAUUUUCCAUGAGUAACAGAAUGCGGGAAGGAAUUUGCAAAUGAAUUAAAUGUUUUAUCCCCCCAGUCACAAGUUGCUUGUAACUCUCUAAACCAGGACUUGUAGGUGUCAGGUUCUAGGAAAUCCCUGUCUGUACUCAGGUUUAACAAAGCAAAAAAAUGUUGUGCUCAUUCACCAUUUGGAAUAAUAAAAUGUUGAUGCUUGAGGCCUCUUAUAGAAGAUCAUUCCAUGUUCUCAAGAAAGAAGUGUAAGUUUAUACCUUCAAAUAUGCUGUGGGUUUGGAUGAGCUAUCCCAAGAUUAAUUAAAUAAAAUGUGAAAGUUUUGCCGUUCUGUUUCUCUGCAAUGAAAAUAUUUGAGAAUUUUGCCCAUUAUGAAAAUAAAUAAAAUUAAACUGA